Messenger RNA from Rodentolepis nana, 3234 nucleotides. The record is from the annotation of a GenBank genome assembly. NCBI's taxonomy places the organism in Eukaryota, Metazoa, Platyhelminthes, Cestoda, Cyclophyllidea, Hymenolepididae.
AUGUUUUAUAUUUCUCUUUUUAUGCUAGAUAUGUGUGAAGUGCCGUUAAAGAUGGACACAAGUUUGGAAUUGAAGGAGUAUGAGACUCGAAUUGAGGAGUUACGAGCUUCAGAGAAACUCCUGGCAGAACUUAACGAAACACUUGGCAUGAAACUUCAAAAAACAGAGGCAUUAAGAGCGCAAAGGGAGCAAGAAUUGCGAGCAAUGGGAAUCGCCCUUCAUGCAAAUGGCGUAUUAACGGGUGUCUUCGCGCCAAAAACUCCAAAUUUGGUCAACUUGAACGAAGAUCCAACAAUGUCUGAAUGUUUGAUAUACUACUUAAAGGAAGGCGAAUCUCUUUUGGGAAAUAUGAAUGAAGGAGACGACCUUGACAUUGGUCUUCUAGGCAAUCUUAUAAAGCCUCAGCAUUGUAUUUUCACCGUGAAAGACAGUAAGUUCUGUCGAGAAAGAAAAGCAAAUGGAACUGAUGACAUGACAACGAGUAUGACAGAAAGCAUGGACUGGACGUAUGCAAUAUGCGAACUACUCGACAAGCAGGGAGUUGAUCUUCGCAAGGAAAUGGACGAAAGGCUUCUUGAAAUGGAAGAGCAAUAUCGUCGGGAGAGGGAGGAAAUUGAUCGACGCUUUGAUGAACAAAGGCGGGAGUACGAGGGGCAAAUCCAGGUAUUGCAAGAAAAAGUGGAACAAUCAAUGCUUAGCUCGAUGGUUCAAGAGGAGUCAACCUCUGAAGAUGAAACGGACACAGUAUGGAGUGCUCGAGAUUUUCAACUGGCUCGAUGGGCAUUUCAACGCUGGAAACACUGUCGAUUCACAACCCGAAGAGAUAUCUUAUGGAACAAUGCUGUGCUGUUGAAAGAAGCCAACGUUAUGAGCGUCGAACUGGAUAAAAAGAUGCAAUACCAGUUUGUCAUGCUGAGUGAUACGCCCUAUACACCUUUGAAGGAUGAAUUGAACGAAAUGCAGCGUCUCAUGGGCCAUGAUGACAACCCCCAUGAUGAAAUCUGGCGAAAUCAAAGUGGACCGGUAGAUCCACUAAAUUCAAGGGGAGUUAUCGCUGUUGAAGCUUUCAAUGCAUCUACUGGUCACAGUUUCAAAUGGAGUCUGCAAACUUUCCAUCAGCGACUAAUCGAUAUGCAGAAAUAUUUCCACGCUGAAGGCGACCUCUCCACUUGCAAUCCCAAUGGAAAUCUUGCAACGAGUAAUGCCUCGCAUUCUACGGAAAAUUUGAAAUCAACAACAAAACUUUCUGAAAAUGAGAACAAUGAGAUGGAAACAGUUGAAUCAGACGGACAGGAAGAAAGUGCUGAAACGGAGGACGAGGAGGAAUACGCAGCUACCAUUGAUCCAUUCUAUGACAAAAUCCCUUGGUUCCAGCCAAUUGGAAGAUGCUUAAUUUACCUAACGAAUCUCUACUUUGACAUGUCGCAUGAGGUGGAGGCACCGUUGAUUAAUCCCAGUGGGGAGCAUGUGGGCUACAUACGUGUGUUGAUUGAAACGCGCAAUGACACAUCACCUCCAAGAUCAUCUGAACCAUCUCCCUUCUUCGGGCCAGCAUCUCAAGGAGGCAAGCGCCAAGGCCAAACCAAACUGCACUUCGAUGAUCUUGAGUAUUUUACUGUUGAGGCCAACGGCGAUGUCUACUCAGACGAUUUUGCAUUUGGCAAGUUCGAACCCAGGCGGACCUUUGAUCCAUUAGCAACUGUGUGCCCUACUGAUUCCCCUACUGAUAUGAACACACCAAAAGUACGUGAAGGUAGAUUCUUCGCAGCAGACAGUACGACAAGUGAAAGUGACGUUGUUACAGAGGAAUGUAGCCGAAGACCAUGGUUGAAUGAGGAAUAUUUGCCCGAUCAUUUUAUAAUCGGUGAGACCUAUUGGUUUAAAGUGACCAUUUUGGGGGUACGUGGAUUGCCCACCAACUAUACCAGUGUAUUUUGUCAAUUUUCAUUACCCGAUAAACCCGCUGAAAUAUACUCAACAGAACCCUCGGAAAAUCCUAAAGGUAAAGAAGAUUUCAACUUUUGUCAGGUUCAAAAGUUUACUGUCACAGUGACUCGCGCUUUCAUUGAUUGCAUAAUGCGUAAGCCACUUCCUUUCGAAGUAUUUGGACACGUUCGACGAAGCAAUGUCGCGAAACAGGCAAAAAGGGAAAACAGCCUGAAUCGUGUAAGACCGAAUCUAUCUUUGAGAAAAGGCCUACCCGCAACUCUUCUCAUACCACCGCCUGUUCCCAUCCGAAACUGCAAUCUUACAAAUUCAACGCAUCUUGGCUCAUUAAUCUACCAAAAUGACCUACUUGUAUGGUUUGAAGUGCUGGAACUCAAUGCGGUUGGCGAAUAUGCAUCGGUUCCGGUUCAAAGAAGUAGUGACUCACCAGGACAGGGCGCAUUUAUGCUUCAUCAAGGUGUUCAGAGACGCUUUGCUGUGACCAUCAUCCAUGAAACAAAUACCAACGAUCCAUCAGCACCUCCUGUUGAAUUUGUUGAUAUACCGAAAGUUGUGGUUGGAAGAGCUCGUGAUACGCCGGAGUUUCACCUUUCUGAUUCACAGACUCGAAUCCUCUCACUGUCUGUCUUCCCGAUAUCCUACUUGCCACCGGCAGGUGAUGAUAGAACAUUUUUCCGCUUCGAGGCCGCAUGGGAUAGUUCAAUGCAUGGUUGCAGUUUCCUCAACCGUGUGACCCCGAAGGGUCACAGUGUCUACAUUACAAUGUCUUGCUACGUGCAACUUAGCUGCUGUUUGGAUCCAAUUUGCAUUACUAAAGAUUUCUCCAUGGUUAUCUUCCCUCGAUCAUCUACUGUGGUCGUUCCUAGACCAAUUCGAUCCUUUAUUGGAUCUUUGCUGAAUCAAGUUGACCUUAAACAUGUUACGGGAAUAUAUGAUCUUCAAUUCUGGAAGAUGCCAAAUCAGGCUGAAAGACACGGCACCCCGCGGCACAUGCCGACCUCAACGUAUGUGCGUGGCGAAGAAAAUAUUCGUGGAUGGAGACCACGAAGCGAUUCUCUCAUUUUAGAGCACCAAAUUGAACUCGAGAGGCUAUCAUUCAUUGAAUCCGUGAGUGUUGAGAAAACAAAGCAAUUCCUAGCAUUGCGAGACGCCAUCAAAACCAACAAGCAGGAUAAUUCACUGGAAAAAUUGGACACAAUGAUUAAACAUCUUCAGGGCAAUCAUCUGUACGAUCUGAACUCACAAUGCAAAUGGUUACCUCCCACUUUCCAGUUGUUAUCAAUGUAA